This is a messenger RNA of Phycomyces blakesleeanus NRRL 1555(-), 858 nucleotides long. RefSeq lists its product as hypothetical. The coding region runs from base 114 to 815 and encodes 233 amino acids. NCBI's taxonomy places the organism in Eukaryota, Fungi, Mucoromycota, Mucoromycetes, Mucorales, Phycomycetaceae. The transcript has a single exon. The record is from RefSeq and is a predicted model, not a curated record.
AAGCGUAUGGUCCCCCCAGAGCGUAUAUUGCACGAUCUGUCGAGAGGGCGAUUGUGGAAUACUCGCGAGCAAUCAAAAGUAACUCGACUAUUGGAAUCAACUCUGGCAACAUCAUGCUUGGCUUGGCACAGGUCCGACAAAUGGAGGUCAAACACACUACCACAAUUACAACAGCAAGUCUCCUACAAUGUGAUCCCUCUGCUGGUUGGCCCAUUGACCGAGAAGGUAGCAAUGUUGGUACUGAUUCUGACAUUGAGUUCUGGGGGCCUUUGAGGAAAAGAACGAUUGUUGAUAGUUUUGGAGGCAUUUCUUGUCUUCCAGAGCUUCUUCAAAAGUUCUACGAAUCAAAGGGGGAAGAGUGUAGUAUGAUUGAAGCAGCCAUUAAAACAAGCCGUAAGGCAUUUGUAAAUGGUUGUGUUAUUGACUCUACACUCGACCAUAAUUGUGUAAGAGAGGCACAUAACGUCAGACUUCAGGUUCAGGUUGAUAAGAACCGCAACAUACAUUCUGCAUACUCCCCGGUUUACAAGGAUUUCUUCGGGAAAGUUGUUGUCUUUUUUGAGCACAAGCUCAACAACAAGAGAUGGCCGCUUGCUCUUGUAGAGAUUGCAGCAGUCCGUUUGGUGAAUAAUAUACCAGCCAUCAACAAUGGGCAAAUGAAGCCAAAGGUAGUUCACCUGGCAGAUGUCAAAGAAUUAGUUGUUUUGGUGAAGUCGGACGCAACUAUAAAUACAAUAACAGUAACAACAUAUAUAGUGUGGCCAGAGCUUAACUGCGGCCCAAAAUUGUCACUUGGUUCUCUUGCAGACUUAUAAUUUGAUUUCUUUCUUCUUGUAAUAAAUUCUUUCUUUGAAACUG